UUGCUCUGUUUGUAAGAAGAGUUUCUCCAUAAAGCAAAACAUGACCACACACAUGAGAACACACACUAGAGAGAAACCCUUUACUUGCUCUGUUUGUAAGAAUAGUUUCUCCAAUAAGAGUAACAUGAUCAGACACAAGAGGACACACACUGGAGAGAAACCUUUUGCUUGCUCAGCUUGCACUAAAAGAUUCAACACUAAGAAUGACAUGAUAUUACACAUGAGAACACACACAAGUGAGAAACCUUUUACUUGCUCUGUUUGUAAGAAGAGUUUCUCCAGAAAGCAACAAAUGACCAUACACAUGAGAACACACACUGGAGAGAAACCUUUUGCUUUCUCAGCUUGUGCUAAAAUGUUCAACACUAAGAAGGAAAUUAUAUUGCACAUGGGAACACACACAGGUGAGAAACCUUUUACUUGCUCUGUUUGUAAGAAGAGUUUCUCUAGCAAGCAAAUCAUGACCACACACAUGAGAACACACACUGGAGAGAAACCUUUUGCUUGCUCAGCUUGUGCUAAAAGAUUCAACACUAAGCAUGACUUGACAUUACACAUGAGAAAACACACAGGUGAGAAACCUUUUACUUGCUCUGUUUGUAAGAAGAGUUUCUCCAGAAAGGAAUGCAUGACCACACACAUGAGUACACACACUGGAGAGAAACCUUUUGCUUGCUCAACUUGUGCUAAAAGAUUCAACACUAAGCAUGAAAUUAUAUUGCACAUGAGAACACACACAGGUGAGAAACCUUUUACUUGCUCUGUUUGUAAGAAGAGUUUCUCCAGGAAGCAUCAAAUGACCUUACACAUGAGAACACACACUGGAGAGAAACCUUUUGCUUGCUCAGCUUGUGCUAAAAUGUUCAACACUAAGAAGGAAAUGAUAUUGCACAUGAGAACACACACAGGUGAGAAACCAUUUACUUGCUCUGUUUGUAAGAAGAGUUUCUCCAGCAAGAAAAUCAUGACCACACACAUGAGAACACACACUGGAGAGAAACCUUUUGCUUGCUCAGCUUGUGUUAAAAGAUUCAAUACUAAGAAUGACAUGACAUUACACAUGAGAACACACACAGGUGAGAAACCUUUUACUUGCUCUGUUUGUAAGAAGAGUUUCUCCAGAAAGGAAUGCAUGACCACACACAUGAGAACACACACUGGAGAGAAACCUUUUGCUUGCUCAGUUUGUAAGAAGAGUUUCUUCAGAAAGGGUGACAUGACCACACACAUGAGAACACACACUGGAGAGAAACCUUUUACUUGCUCUGUUUGUAAGAAGAAUUUCUUCCAAAAGGGUAACAUGACCACACACAUGAGAACACACACUGGAGAGAAACCUUUUGCUUGCUCAGCUUGCACUAAAAGAUUCAACAAUAAGAAUGACAUGAUAUUACACAUGAGAACACACACAAGUGAGAAACCUUUUACUUGCUCUGUUUGUAAGAAGAGUUUCUCCAGGAAGCAACAAAUGACCUUACACAUGAGAACACACACUGGAGAGAAACCUUUUGCUUGUUCAGCUUGUGCUAAACGAUUCAACACUAAGAAGAAAAUUAUAUUGCACAUUAGAACACACACAGGUGAGAAACCUUUUACUUGCUCUGUUUGUAAGAAGAGUUUCUCCAGAAAGGAACGCAUGACCACACACAUGAGAACACACACUGGAGAAACCGUUUAGUUGCACUGUGUGUGAUAAGAUGUUCAGGUAUAAGUAUCAGGUCAGUAGACACAAGUGUGUAACAGUCAUGGAAGCUGCAGGGAUGUAAAAACACUUAA
Molecule: messenger RNA, 1776 nt
Organism: Nerophis lumbriciformis (worm pipefish)
Lineage: Eukaryota; Metazoa; Chordata; Actinopteri; Syngnathiformes; Syngnathidae
Source: RefSeq, a predicted model, not a curated record